Lemur catta (Ring-tailed lemur) is the source of this 1134-nucleotide messenger RNA. RefSeq names its product 5-hydroxytryptamine receptor 5A (gene HTR5A). Bases 1 to 1074 code for a protein of 357 amino acids. Gene Ontology annotation, biological process: chemical synaptic transmission; G protein-coupled receptor signaling pathway, coupled to cyclic nucleotide second messenger. Gene Ontology annotation, cellular component: plasma membrane; dendrite. Gene Ontology annotation, molecular function: G protein-coupled serotonin receptor activity; neurotransmitter receptor activity. The transcript is spliced from 2 exons. The record is from RefSeq and is a predicted model, not a curated record. Lineage: Eukaryota; Metazoa; Chordata; Mammalia; Primates; Lemuridae.
AUGGAUUUCCCUGUAAACCUAACCUCCUUUUCCCUCUCGACCCUCUCCCCUUUGGAGACCAACCGCAGCCUCGGCACAGACGACCUGCGCCCCAGUGCGCCCCUGCUCUCCGCCUUCCGGGUGCUUAUUCUGACCUUGUUGGGCUUCCUAGUGGCUGCAACUUUCGCCUGGAACCUGCUUGUGCUGGCGACCAUCCUCCGCGUGCGCACCUUCCACCGCGUGCCGCACAAUCUGGUGGCGUCAAUGGCUAUUUCGGACGUGCUGGUGGCCGCGCUGGUCAUGCCGCUGAGCCUGAUGCACGAGAUGUCCGGGCGCCGCUGGCAGCUGGGCAGGCGGCUCUGCCAGGUGUGGAUCGCGUGUGACGUUCUCUGCUGCACAGCAAGCAUCUGGAACGUGACUGCCAUAGCCCUGGACCGCUACUGGUCCAUCACGCGGCACCUCGAAUACACGCUCCGCACCCGCAAGUUUGUCUCCAACAUCAUGAUAGCGCUCACCUGGGUGCUCUCUGCUGUCAUCUCUCUGGCUCCGCUGCUGUUCGGCUGGGGGGAGACUUACACGGAGGGCAGCGAGGAGUGCCAGGUUAGCCGCGAGCCCUCCUACACCGUGUUCUCCACCGUGGGCGCCUUCUACUUGCCGCUCUGUGUUGUGCUCUUCGUGUACUGGAAGAUCUACAAGGCCGCCAAGUUCCGCGUGGGCUCCAGGAAGACCAACACCGUCUUACCCAUAUCUGACGCUGUGGAGGUGAAGGACCCUGCGCAGCAGCCCGAGAUGGUGUUCACCAUCCGCCACACCACCGUCACCUUCCAGACAGAGGGGUACACGUGGCGGGAGCAGAAGGAGCAGAGAGCCGCGCUCAUGGUGGGCAUCCUCAUCGGGGUGUUUGUGCUCUGCUGGGCCCCCUUCUUCAUCACGGAGCUGCUCAGUCCCCUCGUCUCCCGCGACAUCCCCGCCAUCUGGAAAAGCAUCUUCCUCUGGCUCGGCUACUCCAACUCCUUUUUUAACCCCCUGAUCUACACGGCUUUCAACAAGAACUACAACAGUGCCUUCAAGAACUUCUUUUCUAGGCAGCACUGAGCGAGUGGUUCAGGAUGAAAAGCAGAUCUUCCGUACUCCGCGGAGUUUCGAUGUCGUCUG